CAUCGGAGCGGAUUCACCAGAGUCGCUUCAGAACACCUCUCUCUGUCUCCCAUAUCCACACGCAUACAGGUUAGGAUGAUGUCGCAGCCGGCGGCGAUCCUCGGACCCCAGUACUGCGUUCCCCAGGUGGUGGACAUCGCGAUCGUGAGGAAAGUGAUGUCCUUGGCGGACGGCAGCUUCGUCGUCACCGAUGCCAACGACAACAUCCUGUUCAAGGUCAAAGGGCGCUUCUUCAGCAUCCACGACCGCCGCGUCCUGGUCGAUGCCGCCGGGAAUCCGCUCGUGACCCUGACCGAGAAGAUCAUGAGCGCGCACGAUCGAUGGCAAGCUUUCAGAGGAGACAGCACGGACCAGAAAGAUCUGAUCUUCACGGUGAAGCGCUCUUCGAUGAUCCAGUUGAAGACUAAACUCCAUGUGUUCCUGUCCACCAACACCACCAACGAGCACGUCUGCGAUUUCAGGAUCGAAGGAAGCUGGCUCGAACGAUCCUGCGUCGUUUACGCCGGAGAAUCCAACAACGUCGUUGCCCAGAUGCACAAGAAGCACUCGGUCCAGAGUGUCUUGCUCGGGAAGGACAAGUUCAUGGUGACGGUGUACCCGAAUGUCGACUACGCAUUCAUCGCCGCGAUCAUCGUGAUUCUGGACGGAAUCAACAAGGACGACAGCGGGGACUGAUCCAAAGCCCUCGGCCUUUUUUUCGAGGUAGCAUCGUAUGGUGUGGGUAUGGUGUGCGCGCGCGCGAGUGCUCAUAAUGGAACGUUCGAGACUUAGCCGGAAUCCGAUCUCGUGAUCAUGUCAUUUCGAUCACAAAAUAAUCGGAGAUCUGCGAGCUGUAGAAUGCAUUGGUAAUGAAUAAUUGUUUGGGCGUGUGUGACCAUGAUCGUGUCAAAAUGAAUAUCAAUUGAGAAAUGUUCAGAAAUUUAAAUGCGA
Eucalyptus grandis is the source of this 930-nucleotide messenger RNA. Its product is annotated as protein LURP-one-related 15. The transcript is spliced from 3 exons. NCBI's taxonomy places the organism in Eukaryota, Viridiplantae, Streptophyta, Magnoliopsida, Myrtales, Myrtaceae. The coding region runs from base 76 to 675 and encodes 199 amino acids. The record is from RefSeq and is a predicted model, not a curated record.